GUUCCACCAGAGCAUAUCUCCUUCUGCUCUCCCUCUUUCUACACCGCCCACUCCUUCCCUACCAUUGAUCCGACCACUCACCGCCGCCUCGCCGGCUUCUUCUUCUUCUUCGCCUCAUUACAUCGCCCGCUGCGCUUUUCUUCAUUUUUUAGGGAGAAGAAACCGCACAUUUUGGACCAAAAAAAACAAAAAACAAAAAAAACAAAAAGAAUCACCAUGGCGAGCACCGAGGACAAACCAGCCAACAAGGAGAACGUGUCCAGCUGGAAGGACUCCAUCUACAACCCGAGGACCAAGGAGGUGCUGGGUCGCACGGCCAGCAGCUGGGCCCUUAUCCUGUUGUUCUACUUGAUUUUCUACUGUUUCUUGGCUGGUAUGUUUGCCCUGACCAUGUGGGUGAUGCUGCUCACUCUGGAUGACUAUGUGCCGAGGUACAGAGACCGGGUCCCCCAUCCAGGUUUGGUGAUCCGUCCAAAUUCUAUGGAAAUCUUAUUCAACAAAUCUGAUCCACUCAAGUAUUCAACGUAUGUCCAACACCUGGAGUCCUUCCUGAAAAGAUAUAAUGAUACGGAGCAGGAGAAGAACGAGGACUGCCCCCAAGGAGAGUACUUUCUGCAGGACGACAGCGAGGACAUGAAAAAGAAAGCUUGUCGUUUCAAGAGGGGCUCCCUGAGUCUCUGCUCCGGCCUUUCAGACACCUUCUUUGGCUAUUCUGAGGGAAAACCCUGUGUGCUGCUGAAAAUGAAUAGGAUCAUUGGGCUCAAGCCUGGUGGAGAUCCUUACAUCAACUGCACAGUCAAGAAAACAGAUUACCCAGUCAUGAUGAGCUAUUACCCUAGUGGUGGACGUAUUGACAAGAUGUAUUUCCCUUACUAUGGCAAGAAAGCCCAUGAGAAUUACGUGCAACCUCUGGUGGCCGUGAAGCUGCUCCUGACCAAGGAAGACUACAACAAGGAGCUGUCGGUGGAAUGCAGGGUAGAGGGCUCCGACCUGCGCAACAAUGAUGAACGGGACAAGUACCUGGGCCGUGUCAGCUUCAAGGUGAAGGUGGUGGAGUAAAAUGAGAAGCCGGGCCGGAUGAGGACGCGAUGCAGAGGCUGCCCACGUCGCUAAGGAUUUCUAUAUUUAAGCUAAAAAAGAAAGGGAGUGUCAUAUACGUCACAAAGGCAGCAUGUAGUUGGGAUACAGAUUAGUUUGGCCUCCUGCUGGAGAUCGAAUGUUGCUUUGCUGACAUUUUUGACCCUUCUUUCCUUUAAGCUGCCGACCUCCUGAAAGAUCCCGACCCGACGACUCCAUCCAUCCGUCCGUCCGUUCGUUCAUUCACCCUUUGCACUGCUCAUUCCUCACUCAGUUAUUUUUUAUUUUUAGUAUCAAUGUAAUUAGAUAACUUACAGCCAUUACAAGCAAGCCAUUUAAAGCUGUUGUGUUAUUGCUGAGACAUCUUCUUUUUUUUUUUUUGUUAUGUUGUGUGGGGUUUUUUUUAGCUCUUCCUCCUGUCAGGAAGUGUUUUCAUCUCAUCAAACAGAAUGAACGACUGUAUUAUUGCUGAUAUCGAAAGGAUUUUUAUCUUGCUGUAUAGUAUAAUUGAGAAAGUAGAACAUCUCUGCCACAUUUCCAGAGUAUUAUCACACAUUAUCACAAAGACUUCAUAGGAAACGUAUCUUGAUAAUCAAGUAUAGCCACUGUAUCCCUGUAUAUGAAAUGCCAAUUACAAAGUCCCUUUCUACAUAUAAAUACAUUGUGAUCCUGACCAUAUUUAGGGAAUUAUAGAUAGAUCUUUGUGUUGUGGUCUGCGUAGCCACAGCCCAGUCUUGUGCUGUCUGUCUGUCUGUCUGCAUGUCCGUCUGUCUGUCCGUCUGUCUGCCCGUCUUCCUGUUUACUCACCUCUCCACUGCAAUAGCCAACAUGUGGGUGAUUUCUCCAGGACUAGAUCUGCUGCUGCGUAUAUAUAUUUAAGGUGGGCUGAGGCAACACACACAGAGAAAGAAGGUACAGUGUAAAUUGCUUUUAGGCAGAGAGGCACUGGAAAAAAAAAUCACUGUAACUAUGUACUGUAUAUCUUUAUGUGAUCUGUAUAUCUAUCUGGGUCUCAAAGAUUGUUUGUUAGUUUUCUCUCUUCUUCAGCCUGUUGAUCUGAUUGUCUGCCAAUCUAUUACUCUUCAAUGUAUAUAUAUACACUAUCUACCAUAUUUACUUAAUUCACACUGUAUUUUUGUCACAAAACACAAUGUCUGUGCAUUGUAAAGAAAUAAUUUAAGCAAAGAUUUACAGGAAAUUAUCUUAUUCAAAGCUAUGUUUACACAGUCUUAAAAGGAACCCGCAUUUGAAAGAACAACUUGUAACAUCUCUUCAGGGUGCCUUAAGACCUGAUGAAAUAAAUUGUGGAAUAAAAGUGAUUUUGAAGAAAACAA
This is a messenger RNA of Sphaeramia orbicularis (orbiculate cardinalfish), 2411 nucleotides long. RefSeq names its product sodium/potassium-transporting ATPase subunit beta-3-like. The record is from RefSeq and is a predicted model, not a curated record. Gene Ontology annotation, biological process: intracellular sodium ion homeostasis; potassium ion import across plasma membrane; sodium ion export across plasma membrane. The transcript has 7 exons. The coding region runs from base 217 to 1059 and encodes 280 amino acids. NCBI's taxonomy places the organism in Eukaryota, Metazoa, Chordata, Actinopteri, Kurtiformes, Apogonidae. Gene Ontology annotation, molecular function: ATPase activator activity. Gene Ontology annotation, cellular component: sodium:potassium-exchanging ATPase complex.